Messenger RNA from Sclerotinia sclerotiorum 1980 UF-70, 153 nucleotides. RefSeq lists its product with no specific name. The transcript has a single exon. The record is from RefSeq and is a predicted model, not a curated record. NCBI's taxonomy places the organism in Eukaryota, Fungi, Ascomycota, Leotiomycetes, Helotiales, Sclerotiniaceae. The coding region runs from base 1 to 153 and encodes 50 amino acids.
AUGGAGGAACGUAGUACGAAAGCAUCCAUCUCCUCAUUUGCAUGGGAACAUCCUGAAGAAUUUGAACGCAUUCGCUACGAUGCAGUAUCACUGAGUGUCACUACCUCAACAAUCAACUCUAUUUACCAUGCUUUUGCUUUGGCCAUCAGCUGA